Messenger RNA from Mercurialis annua (annual mercury), 820 nucleotides. RefSeq lists its product as uncharacterized. NCBI's taxonomy places the organism in Eukaryota, Viridiplantae, Streptophyta, Magnoliopsida, Malpighiales, Euphorbiaceae. The record is from RefSeq and is a predicted model, not a curated record. Gene Ontology annotation, molecular function: carbon-sulfur lyase activity. The transcript has 3 exons. Bases 1 to 708 code for a protein of 235 amino acids.
AUGGACGUUGAUUCUACGAUGGUGCUUGAAAACAAUCCAAUUUCGGCGGUUCUGCUGCCUCCGACUGUCGCUCCCUGCGGCUUCUGCCUCCGACCAUCACUCUUCGCCGCCUCUACCAUUGUUGUUUGCUCUCCGCCGCCUCCGUCUCUACCAUUAAGCCCAGCCCUUUUUAGACAACUAGUUCAUUUCUUCAUAUGUACAAAAACAUGGCUACUGUCCCAUUUCUACCCGAUUUUUCAUUUUCUUCUGCGAUCCGCAACUUAUUAUAACCUACCACUUUCAGAAUUUGGCGUUUUAGAUACGGAUUCGCAAAUGAUAGUUCACAACGGCGGUUGCCAUUGUCAGCGAGUGAGAUGGCGAGUCGAAGCUCCAAGCAGCAUUGUUGUUUGGGAGUGCAGCUGCUCUGAUUGUUCGAUGCGAGGAAACAUUCACUUUAUUGUCCCAUCUAAAAGGUUUGAGCUUUUGGGAGAUUCUAAACAGUACCUUACCACUUACACUUUCGGUACACAUACAGCAAAGCAUACAUUCUGUAAGGUGUGUGGGAUAACUUCAUUCUACACACCGCGAUCAAAUCCCGAUGGAGUUGCGGUUACAUUCAGAUGUGUAGAUCCAGGAACGCUCACCCAUGUUGAAAUUAAGAAUUAUGAUGGAAAGAAUUGGGAAAGAUCUCAUAAUCAAACAGGCAUCUCUUCAUGUUCAAAGAACUGAUGUAAUUUCUGAACCCAGCUGUAUUAUUUACACAAAGAAAUAUUUGUUUCUAAGUGGAGGAUUCUAUGUAAUAUAAUUGGUCUGCAGAAUAUUAAGAACAGCUUUUCAGCUA